This is a messenger RNA of Camellia sinensis, 1411 nucleotides long. RefSeq names its product GDT1-like protein 1, chloroplastic. Gene Ontology annotation, cellular component: Golgi apparatus; chloroplast thylakoid membrane. The record is from RefSeq and is a predicted model, not a curated record. Gene Ontology annotation, biological process: Golgi calcium ion homeostasis; manganese ion transmembrane transport; calcium ion transmembrane transport. Gene Ontology annotation, molecular function: calcium ion transmembrane transporter activity; manganese ion transmembrane transporter activity. NCBI's taxonomy places the organism in Eukaryota, Viridiplantae, Streptophyta, Magnoliopsida, Ericales, Theaceae.
UAACGGCCUAACUGGCGCUCUUUCUAGUCGGAUAGCUUAUCACUACGCACACAGCCCACAAACCUAAGGUCCAGAAACGAAGAUCCAAAACAGAGAGAGACACACACAGACAGAGAGAGAGAGAGAGAAAGAGAGAGAGAGAAUGCGAAGCAUAACGCUCUCUUCGCAGAGCGUUUUACUACUGAGGCCUCAUUCACUUCCUUCAUCUUCUAAACCUCUCAAAUCACACCACUCUUAUCUCAACUCUCGCUUCACCAAUCAAACUUCCAACCUCUCUUCUUCCAGUCCCACCGUCUUUCUCUCCAGAUAUGCAAGGCAGCAAUGUGUAAACAUGUACAAGGAGUUCAAGUUCCUAAAUUGCAAUGCAUGCAAAGCAACUCAAUGGACAAAUGAUGUGGAUGACUAUGAUGGUUUGGACAAAUCACCUUCAAAGAAGAAAAUUGGAGGGAGGAAUUCUAUACCUAAUGUGGAUGACUACAAUGCUUCUAAUACACCAUUCCACUGUUAUCUGAAGUUCACACUGCUCUUUGGAUUGUUCAGCCUUGGAGGCAGUCAACAGGCAGUUGCUGGGUCAGAUUUUGCUAGUGGAUUGCAAUCAAUAUCAUUUUUUGGGGACCUUGGCGAUAUUAGCACAGGUUUUGCUUCAGCAUUCUUGCUUAUAUUUUUCUCUGAGCUAGGGGACAAAACCUUUUUUAUUGCGGCACUUUUAGCAGCUAGGAACUCCAGUGCUGUUAUUUUCAUUGGGACUUUUGGCGCACUUGCGACAAUGACAAUCAUAUCUGUUGUUCUAGGACGAACUUUUCAUUACGUCGAUGAUAUCCUUCCGUUCAGAUUUGGUGACACUGAUUUACCUGUUGAUGAUAUUGCUGCAGUUUGCCUUCUGGUGUAUUUUGGAGUUUCAACCUUGCUUGAUGCCAAUUCUGGAGAUGGUCUGAAGGCAGAAGAAGAACAGAAGGAGGCAGAGCUGGCUGUUUCAGAAUUUUCAGGAAAUGGUGCUGGGAUUUUAGCUGCUGCUAACACAGUCAUUAGUACUUUUCUGCUUGUUUUUGUUGCUGAAUGGGGUGACAAAUCAUUUUUCUCAACAAUAGCACUUGCUGCCGCUUCUUCACCUCUUGGAGUCAUUGGGGGAGCGCUAGCUGGUCAUGGAGUUGCAACUUUGCUGGCUGUUUUGGGAGGUUCUUUACUGGGGACAUUCUUAUCUGAGAAGGUUAUUGCUUACGUUGGAGGUACUCUUUUUCUCGUCUUUGCAGCAGUAACGUUGAUAGAGAUAGUAAGUUAAGGUUAAGGAGAUCUAUAUUUUCAUCUGUGUUAGAUCUUUACAUUUACAGACAUCACAAACAUUCAUUUCCGUGGAUUAUUGAAAGAAUUUUGUCAGAAACUCAAUUUUCAUAUCUUGAGCCAAAAUUUGUUA